AUGGGUUCCUCUUUAUCUCUUUGUUACCCAUCAGAUAAAACAUUCAAUAUUAAUGGUGUGAAAUAUACAGUCAAUAGAAUUUUGGGGGAAGGGGGUUUCUCUUUUGUCUAUUUAGUAAAAGACAAUUCAAACUCUAAAAAAUAUGCAUUAAAGGUUAUGAUUUGUCAAACACAAGAAUCAAUUAAUACAGCAAAAAGGGAAAUAAAUGCAUUUCAAACAUUUAAUCAUGAAAAUAUAAUGAAAUUAAUUGAUCAUUCGAUAUCAAAUCAUUCACAAGAUACAAAAGAAUAUAGAUUAUUAUUACCUUAUUAUAAAGAUGGAACCUUACAAGAUUUAAUUGAUAAUCAAAGAACAAUCUAUGGUAAAGAUACAAAGAAACCAUUAUUUAAAGAGAAGAAAUGUUUACAAUUCUUUUUAAAAGUUUGUGAAGCUAUUCAAGUUUUUCACAAUCAUUCACCACCUUUGGCACAUAGAGAUAUUAAACCUGGUAAUAUAGUAUUACAAAAUUUAAGAAGACCUUCAAAUAAUAAUAAUAAUAAUAAUAAUAAUAAUAAUAAUAAUAAUAAUAAUAAUAAUAAUAAUAAUAAUAAUAAUAAUAAUAAUAAUAAUAAUAAUAAUAAUAAUAAUAAUAAUAAUAAUAAUAAUAAUAAUAAUAAUAAUAAUAGUGAAGAUAGUGAUAUUGAGGCAAUACCGAUUUUAAUGGAUUUUGGAUCAGUUAGAGAAGCUAGAAUUAAAAUUGAAAAUAGAAAAGAUGCAUUAUCACUUCAGGAUGAAGUUGAGCAAAAUACAACACCAUUUUAUAGAGCACCUGAAUUAUUUGAUAUUCCUAGUGAUUGUCAAAUUGAUGAAAGAAUUGAUGUUUGGGCAUUGGGCUGUCUUUUGUAUACGAUGGCUUAUAAUAAUUCACCUUUUGAAGUUUGUGAUAAUGAACCUAAUGGUAGUGUUGCCUUAAAAGUAUUAAGUGGUCUUCCAAAACCCUUUCCACCAUCUCAAACAAAUUAUUCAAAUCAAUUCAAUCAAUUAAUAAUCGAUAUGGUAAACUUGGAUAAAGAUGAAAGAUUACAUUUAAAUCAAGUAAUUGAAAGAAUAAAUCAAAUAAUUCAAUCUUAG
Dictyostelium discoideum AX4 is the source of this 1110-nucleotide messenger RNA. RefSeq lists its product as hypothetical. Gene Ontology annotation, molecular function: protein serine kinase activity; ATP binding; protein kinase activity. NCBI's taxonomy places the organism in Eukaryota, Evosea, Eumycetozoa, Dictyosteliales, Dictyosteliaceae. Bases 1 to 1110 code for a protein of 369 amino acids. The transcript is spliced from 3 exons. The record is from RefSeq and is a predicted model, not a curated record.